CGCGAUGACGCAUUGACGCCGACUUUUAUCUGACUGACGCAUCAGUUUCAUUCCGUCUGUAAACAAGCCACCGACGAAAGUUAUUAUGCCUCAACUAAUAACUUAUGAUCACGUUAAUACUGAAGCGCACCGGCUCUGAUCUGAGAUCAUCAACAGUUAAAGAGGUUUAAUCCAGAAUGCUGGAGACUGUGACUGAUGCAGUAAGUUUGCUCCCUUAUGCCAAUACCAGUGUGUUUCCCACCACGGACAACAGCUCUGAGUUCAACCCUGACCAUGAGAACAACAUCACCAAACCACACAGAUGCCUGCAGAUCCUGUACGACGACAUCGGACACUCCAGGGUUCGUUACUGGGACGUGAUGCUGCUCGUCCCAAACGUGGCUUUCCUGGUCUUCCUGAUGUGGAAGCUUCCUUCUGCUCGCGCUAAGAUCCGUCUGACCUCCAGCCCCAUAUUCGUGGCGUUUUACAUACUGGUGUUCGUGGUGGCGGCUGUAGGAAUCACACGUGCCAUCGUCUCCAUGACCGUCAGCACAUCCAGCGCCGCCACACUCAUAGACAAGGUGCUUUGGGAAAUCACGAGGUUCUUUUUAUUGGCUAUUGAGCUCAGCGUCAUCAUACUGGGACUGGCUUUUGGCCAUCUGGAGAGCAAGUCCAGCAUCAAGCGUGUGUUGGCCAUCACUGCGGUCCUGUCUCUGGCUUACUCCAUCACACAGGGGACUCUGGAGAUUCGUUUCCCGGACAAACAUCUCUCCGCCAAAGACUUCAACAUCUACGGCCACGGCGGGCGCCACUUCUGGUUGGCCAGUUCCUGUUUCUUUUUCCUGGUGUAUUCCCUGAUAGUCAUCCUACCUAAAACUCCAGUCAGAGAGCGGAUCUCGUUACCAUCGAAGAGGAGUUUUUACAUGUACGCUGCCAUCCUGUCCCUGCUCAAUCUGGUUCAGGGUUUGGGAAGCGCGCUGCUCUGUGCCGACAUCAUUGAAGGCCUGUGCUGUGUGGAUGUGACCACAUUCCUGUACUUUUCCGUCUUUGCUCCUCUGAUCUAUGUGACGUUCCUCAAAGGAUUCUUCGGUUCCGAGCCCAAAAUCCUCUUCUCCUACAAGUCACAAAUCGAUGAGCCGGAGGACUCUGACGUUCACCUGCCCAACACCUCGUCCUCGGGUCUGGGCCGGAAGGAUCUGGAUCACGGCUCGUACUCCAGCACGCAGAUCGACGGCUCUGGAGCGUAUCUGGACGACGUGGUGUCGGGGCCCUUCAGCGGAGGACACAGCAUCAACAGCAUCGACAGCGACCGCUGGAGGGCCCUCAACGCCUGAACACGCUUUAACACUGACCAACAUCUGACUUCAGUUUCUCAUGGACUGCCUUGAUCCGGAAACGCUUUUCCCAGUCAGUGCUGUUAUUUAAGAUCGAUUUCAUUUGUAUUCCAUGAAUUCAACAUUCCUUGUGUAACACCAGUGCUCUUAAUUUGACGUGUGUGUGUGCUCGGAUCUGUACCGCAGGCAACUUUAAUGGACUUUGUGACGUGCAUAAUGUAAUAUAUUUCUCGAUCGCCGUUAGAUGAUUUCACGAUGUUAUGCUACUGAUACCAGCAAAAUAUCUGCUCGUGUUUUGAUGCUCGUUUUCUGCCAUUAGAGUUGUUUUGCACUGAUUUGGCUCAUUCGCUUGCUAAUUUGAAGUCUUAAGGACCCUGUAAUCUACCUUGGCUCUGUUCAUAUGCUUCAUAUGGGCUGAGCGUUCAUCUAGAAAUUUGUCAAAACAUUUAUUUCUCCGUGCUAUAUCAUAGUUUUGAAAGCAUUUUUAUUUAUUUUAGUUAUCUGAUGAAUUUGGUUUUAGCCUGUCAUCAUUAGACUUGGGUUCAGUUCUUAAAGUGAAAGCUUAAACCGUGAUCUUUGUUCAUCUUUCUACUUUUGAUGGAAUACCACUAGUUAAUCACAACCUAACUUUUUUUGGUGCACAGAAAAAAAUCUUCAUUUAAAUCUGGCCUGAGUAAAAUGCUUGUUUCUUAUUGCUUAUUUCUCUUUUUUUCUUUAAACAUGAUUUGAACAUGGAGAGAAGAUGUUUUAUGAUUAAACUGCAUGUAUUUAGAGAUGUGUGGAUGCUCUGCUGUUUUGUUUAAUUAUUUUUUUAUUUGCACACAGUGGAUUUUAAGGCAAUUUAGUGUUGAAGUUUUAAUUUUUGCACUGAAAUGCAACUCUAAAUGAGUUAUAUGAGUAAUAUAAUCUGAAAUUCAGUGCAA
Messenger RNA from Sinocyclocheilus anshuiensis, 2236 nucleotides. RefSeq names its product transmembrane protein, adipocyte asscociated 1 (gene tpra1). Gene Ontology annotation, molecular function: G protein-coupled receptor activity. Gene Ontology annotation, biological process: G protein-coupled receptor signaling pathway. NCBI's taxonomy places the organism in Eukaryota, Metazoa, Chordata, Actinopteri, Cypriniformes, Cyprinidae. Gene Ontology annotation, cellular component: plasma membrane. The transcript is spliced from 11 exons. The record is from RefSeq and is a predicted model, not a curated record. Bases 177 to 1313 code for a protein of 378 amino acids.